AUGCUCGCCAUCGCCAUGCCUAAGCCAGGCCGGGGCACGCCAGAAGAGGCACCGACAGCGGUAGCUGCAGAGGCAGAGGCGUUCCCGCUGCGUGAUAUGCUGGCGCGGCUGCUGGCUGCUGCUGGUGGAGAGGCGGUCGGUGGGUUUUUGUGCUGGCCACGAUCAGACGUCGGCGCGAUGUCCGUACAAGGACGGCGGCAGAAGGGCGUCUGCGGCAGGCAGCAGCGGCGCGGAGGCCCGUUUCCCUGGGAACCGCGGCGCGCACUCCGCCGACUUUCCCUACAGGCCAGCCCAAUAGCGCAGCUGCCGCCGCGGCGUGGCAUGGCGUGGCGUGGCGCGUGCCGCUACCAGAACGCGGCACCUGGCGUCGCCUGCCCUCGCCCGGCGCUACGAUACGAUACGCACCGCCCUCCCCUGGCUAAUUGCGUCGCCGGUGCUGCCGCCUUCCGCUUCCUGGCCGCACAAUGCACUCCAGUGCCGGGUGAGAGGUGUGCCGCCGGCGGAGCGCAGGGCAAACACGCCGGUCGGCGGCGCUCGGCGUCGUUAGCGGGCCGUCCUGGAGCCGGGCGUGCUAAUGAGCGGGCGACACCACCUGCUGUCCGGCGCGCCGGCCGGCCAAAGCUCCGGCCCGCGAUGGCGCUUUCCCAUAGCCCGCAGCCGCCGCCGACGCCGAGAACAGACCCUGCACUGUUGAGCGCUGUAUCUCUGCCAAGUACUCCCCUUGACUUUUAA
Schistocerca serialis cubense is the source of this 732-nucleotide messenger RNA. RefSeq names its product atherin-like. NCBI's taxonomy places the organism in Eukaryota, Metazoa, Arthropoda, Insecta, Orthoptera, Acrididae. The record is from RefSeq and is a predicted model, not a curated record. Bases 1 to 732 code for a protein of 243 amino acids. The transcript is spliced from 4 exons.